CAAAUAAAUUUUGGGCAUACAGAAGAGCAGAUCAAGCAAGAUACUGUGUGAUAAAGCGCACGGGGGCAUGGAGACAGGCGGCGUUGUUGUCGAUAGUAAGGUAGAAAAAUGGAAGAAAAUUUUGAGUGAGAGGAUGAGAAGUUGGAGUGGUCUUUUGUGGAGACAAGUCUGGAAGGCUGGUAGAGAAGAUCCGAGAAGAGUGAUUCAUUCGUUGAAAGUUGGCUUCUCUCUGACACUUGUCUCUUUGUUGUACCUGAUUGAGCCUUUGUUCAAAGGUGUUGGACAAAGUGCUAUCUGGGCUGUCAUGACUGUCGUUGUUGUUCUUGAGUUCACCGCAGGAGCAACAUUAUGCAAAGGGCUUAACAGGGGACUGGGGACGGUGUUAGCCGGAUCCUUGGCUUUUUUAAUUGAGUAUAUUGCCAAUGAGUCCGGGAAAGUUUUCAGAGCUGUUUUCAUUGGAGCUGCUGUUUUCUUCAUAGGAGGUGCAGCAACAUACAUAAGAUUCUUCCCCUACAUAAAGAAGAACUAUGACUAUGGAGUAGUGAUAUUCCUUUUGACCUUCAAUCUGAUAACUGUGUCCAGCUACCGUGUCAACAAUGUACUCAAGAUUGCACAUGAUCGCUUCUAUACCAUUGCCAUUGGUUGCGCCGUCUGCCUUUUCAUGUCUCUUUUGAUUUUCCCAAUUUGGUCUGGAGAAGAUCUCCACAAUUACACUGUUGCCAAGCUUGAAGGCCUUGCUAAAUCCAUUGAAGUAUGUGUGAAUGAUUACUUCAGCGAUAAUCAAAAGGAGGUACCAGAGGACACAUCAACUGAAGAUCCCAUCUACAAAGGUUACAAGGCGGUUUUGGACUCAAAAUCUACUGAUGAAACCUUAGCGUUGCAUGCGAGUUGGGAGCCUAGGCACUCUAGACAUUGUUACCGAUUUCCAUGGCAGCAAUAUGUGAAAUUGGGAGCUGUUCUUCGCCAAUUUGGUUACACUGUAGUUGCGCUGCAUGGAUGUUUACAAACUGAAAUUCAGACUCCACCAUCUGUUCGAUCUCUUUUCAAAGAUCCAUGCAUUCGAUUAGCUGGCGAAGUAACCAAGGUACUAAUGAAACUGGCAACAAGCAUAAGAAACCGCCAACAUUGCUCACCAGAGAUACUCUCCGAUCAUCUCCACGAGGCAUUACAGGAUCUAAACACUGCUGUAAAAUCCCAACCAAAGCUGUUUCUGGGAUCCAAAACCAAUCAGUCGGCGACCAACAAGCGAGCUGGCUUGGCAGCAGUAGCACAGACUUUGUCAGAUCAAACACGCAAAAGGGGUCAACAAGGAGUAUCACUCUCAAGCGUUAAAACGGACAGUUCGGCAUUGCUAGAAUGGAAAUCCAACAAACGGGCAUCGGAGCAAGCAGAGCGGAAGACGCUGAGGCCACAGCUGAGCAAGAUGGCCCUGACGAGCUUUGAGUUCUCGGAGGCGCUCCCUUUAGCUGCUUUUGCUUCUUUGCUGGUGGAGAUGGUGGCGAGGCUUGACAAUGUGAUUGAAGAAGUGGAGGAGCUUGGAAGGAUAGCUGGUUUCAAAGACUACAAUCCUGAUGAUGACACGAAUAUUGUUAUAACUUCACAAACAUCUCCACUCAAAACACAUUUGCCUUCUAACGGAUCAGUUGAUUGAUACUAAUUUCUUCCUAACAUGAUGGAAGAGAACUUCAUCUAUCCCAAGACAUCUUGCAAUCUUCAUAAGAUUGUAGUUGCACUAUCUUCAUAGCAGUAGUAAAUGUUAAUGUUUUUGUUUGGAUCAUCCUGGCUUAAGAGUUGAGAAGUGAAUGGUAUAGUAAUAUCAGGAGUGCCAAACAUGAUGUUUUAGGUUCCUUCUGUUGAUUGUUGCAUUAUAUACAUCAAGAAAUUUUA
Carica papaya (papaya) is the source of this 1887-nucleotide messenger RNA. Its product is annotated as aluminum-activated malate transporter 12-like. The record is from RefSeq and is a predicted model, not a curated record. Gene Ontology annotation, biological process: malate transport. NCBI's taxonomy places the organism in Eukaryota, Viridiplantae, Streptophyta, Magnoliopsida, Brassicales, Caricaceae.